Molecule: messenger RNA, 456 nt
Organism: Neurospora tetraspora
Lineage: Eukaryota; Fungi; Ascomycota; Sordariomycetes; Sordariales; Sordariaceae
Product: CoA binding domain-containing protein
Exons: 2
Coding region: 1-456 (151 amino acids)
Source: RefSeq, a predicted model, not a curated record
AUGUCCGCUACCGACGCAACCGCCAAGACCUUCUUCUCCUCCCCCAAGUUCGCCGUAGUCGGCGCCAGCACUAACACCGAGAAGUUCGGUUACAAGGUCUUCAAAUGGUACGCAGACCGUGACCUCCCCGCCACGCCCAUCAACCCGCAAGGCGCCGCCCUCACCGUCAACGGACAAUCCUACCCCGCCAUCAAGUCUCUCUCGGAGCUCGAGAACCCCAAGGAGACUUCGGUUUCUAUUAUUACCGGUCCCGCCAUCACGCUCAAGACGCUUCAGGAGGCCAAGGAAUUGGGAGUCCCUGCUGUCUGGCUGCAGCCCGGAACUUUUAAUGACGAGGUGUUGGCGUAUGCGAAUGAGAAUUUCCAGACUGUCGUUGCUGGGAAGGGAAGCUGGGGAGGCGAGGGGUGGUGUGUUUUGGUUGAUGGGGAGAGGAGUUUGGGUGGUGCUAGACUCUAG